GAACUUGUAUUGUUCAGUAUUUUGAAGUUCGUUCUUGCAUGGGGAAAUGCUCAUAACAGUGUAGGUAAAUCUGCUUAAACUGGUCCAGUGACAUCUUUCAGGACUGAAACAUUACAAAGGUUCCUGACUGCCUCAAUUUUGGGCCCUGUGACAGGCUUCAAUAAGCCUUUCAGGAAACACCUUAUGAUCUGGUGAUUGAAACCCCAGGCUGGAGAGAGGGAAUGACUGAGUUUUCAAAAGAUUGUAAGCAAAAACAAAAAAAACCCUCACUGACCAGUCCAUACUGAAAUGAGUUCUGUGGAGAAAUCCUGCUCAGAUACCAUGAUGAUGGGUGGAGAAGAAAUACCUAGACAGAGAUGUUUUCUUUAACAGCAUGAAAAGUGGCACCAACACUUCUCAGCUUGUUGUACACUUCCUACUAAUGCUAAUGACAAUAAUGGGCAGGUACUGAAGUGCUAUACCUCCAGGGUUUCAGCACAGGAGUAAGAAAAGGAGAACUUGUGGCACCUUAGAGACUAACGAAUUUAUUUCAGUAUAAGCUUUCAUGAGCUACAGCUCACUUCAUCGGAUGCAUGCAGUGGAGUAGUUGGUUGUGGAUUGUUUUUAAAUGCAAAAAACGCAAAAAAAACAAAAUUAGAGUAAUGUUAAAUAUCUGGCUUGUGAGUGAACCUAUCAACUUGAUGUUUUAUUAAGAUUCUUAUACCACCCUUAUCACUAGUAUCUGAGCACCUUCCAGCAAUUCACUAAGCCAGGAGACUAACAUCUGUGAGGUAUGGUUCAUUCUCUUUCUCGUCCUCUUUGUAAGGAAGAAUUUUGUGUGCAGCUGUGUCUCAGUAGGGGAUUGUUUUAAUAUUUUUUUAACAUGUACACAUUGCUGUGUGUUUGCUAGAGAAGGCAGUUGGAAGACAAGAACCUUGCAUUUGGAGCAGAAGGUGGUGCUUUUGAUGGUCAUUAGUUCCUGCGGGGUUUGUCCUGCUGUCUGUGACAGGCCCCCAAGAAAUCUCAGACUUUCGCACAGAUGAGCUUUACCCUUUUGGUAAAAAGUUCCAUUCUGCCUGAGGAGCAAAGCUGUCUAGAAGGAUCUUCAUCCCGGAGCAUGAAGCAGUCUUUUAGAUGUCAAUGCUUUAACCUUCUGUGAGAGAUGAUACAUCUGUGAUGGAGUCACGGGGAGAAUGAGUAAAAGAAGCUUUGCUUACUUAAAUCAACAGUAUGGAGGAACAAUGGACUGGCCCCCCAACAAAAGUCAACAGAUGCUGGGGGAAGGUGUCCCACCUGAAAUGGAGAUGAUCUGGAAAGCUGAAGCACUCUGAAUGAACCAACAUGGGUUUGCGACUGUUGGGUUGUCUCUUUAAUUUACCCACUGCUGUGAUCUAUGGGUCCCUGUCCCUCUUUGUUUCCAUUUUGCACAAUGUAUUCCUCCUAUAUUAUGUGGACACCUUUGUUUCUGUUUACAAGAUUGAUAAACUGUCCUUUUGGAUUGGGGAGACAGUAUUUCUAAUUUGGAACAGCCUCAAUGACCCUUUCUUUGGCUGGUUGAGUGACCGGGUAUUUCUUAGCACACAACAGUCAGGGGUGGAGAUCUCCUCACCAGAAGUCAUUCUGAAGAGACUUAAGGCACUGAGCCGCAACGGGCCCCUUUUUGCCAUCUCUUUCCUGGCUUUCUGGGUUUCGUGGGCCCACCCAGGUCUGCAGUUCCUCCUCUGCCUCUGUCUCUAUGACAGCUUUCUUACCAUGGUGGAUCUCAACCACAGCGCCUUGCUCGCAGACCUUGCUGUUUCUGCAAGAGACAGAACUAGCCUAAAUUUCUACUGCUCGCUUUUUAGUGCCAUCGGUUCCUUCUCUGUCUUCAUGUCCUAUGCAGUGUGGAACAAAGACGACUUCUUUUCUUUCCGGAUAUUUUGUGUGGCGCUGGCUCUCUGCUCUGUUGCUGGAUUUGCUCUGGCAACGGGGCUGCUCAGACAACGAUUUGAGACUGAAGUGAAAGUGAAAUGGGACCAAGAAUCAACUUUAAAAGAAUUGUACAUUGAGCAACCAUCUGCCCCGCUGGAGAAGAGGAUUACGUUGGGAGAAUAUCUCAAACAGCUGUCCCGGCACCACAACUUCCUCUGGUUCGUCUGUAUGAACCUAGUACAGGUUUUUCACUGCCACUUUAACAGCAACUUCUUCCCUCUCUUCUUGGAACACUUGCUGUCAGAUCGGAUCUCUCUCUCUACAGGAUCCUUCCUACUAGGUAUUUCCUACAUCGCCCCUCAUCUCAACAACCUCUAUUUUCUGUCUCUCUGUCAAAGAUAUGGGGUUUACGUGGUGGUGCAAGGGCUUUUCUUCCUGAAACUGGCUCUCAGCAUCAUCAUGCUUCUAGCUGGACCCGACCAGGUGUAUCUGCUCUGCAUCUUCAUAGCCAGUAACCGGGUGUUCACAGAAGGAACGUGCAAGCUGCUGAACCUGGUUGUCACUGACCUGGUGGAUGAGGAUUUUGUCUUGAACCGCAGGAAGCAGGCCGCCUCAGCACUGUUGUUUGGGAUGGUUGCCUUGGUAACCAAGCCAGGCCAGACCUUUGCCCCCCUGAUUGGCACCUGGUUGCUCUGUACUUAUACUGGUUAUGACAUUUUCCAGCGGGCCCCUCUGAGCAACGUGGUGAGUGCCCAACCAAAGCUGGCAUCCAACACAGCCUGGGAACCAACUCUGCGCCAGGGCUGCUUUUACCUCCUCGUCUUCAUCCCCAUCACAUGUGCAUUAUUGCAGCUCCUCAGCUGGUCGCAGUUCAGCCUGCAUGGAAGGCGCCUCCAGACGGUCAAGUCCCAGCGCCAGAGCCUGACUCAGAGUCGAUCACAAGAGAUCAAAAUGAUCUAGAUGUGCCUGAGCCCUUCAGCUCUCACUGGCUCUGUGCUGUGGGUGUGGUUACGCCUCUGUACAGUCCAGGGGAUGCAGACUGAGGCAAAGGGACUUGCUGGUUAAGAACUGAAAGUGUUUACAAUUCAACUGUGAAAUACUCACAAUGCAGAUGUUUCCUCGCUCCAGGGGACAGUCGGUUUGGCAGGCAGGUACUCCAGAGACAGGGGUGACUGGUGCGUGCUCAGAUUGGGGGUGUUUGCUCAGGCUAUCAGAUGGAGUCUUAGCUCGUGCACUUUCACCCAGGGCCCACUGAGGUGUUGCUGAUCUCAAGGGAGGGUGGGUGACAGUGACAUAGAGUAAAGGAGACACAUUCUAACACAGUCUCUAGUGCAAUAUCUCACUCCCAUCGGUGGGAAAGCAGAUGCUGUUGGGCCAGCCCAGUGGUGGUUUUGUGCAGUUCCAUCCAGGAAACCUGGGCUCAGGGUAGCUCUGCAUUGGAAACGUUACCAGUGUGCUGCUAGUUAAGGGAGUGACUUGUUUUUAUUUUUUACUGGCAAAAGUCCCAGUGUAGAUGCAGUUACACAGGCAAAAUAAAGCUUUUGUGGAUAAAGCUUAUUUGAUUCAGGGAACUGGUAUCGGGCACACAGGCAAAGCACUCUUGUGUGGCUACAGGCUGCCUCUCCACCUAGCCCUACCUGCAGCCCUUUCUAGUGUGAACUAGGCCUAUGUCUCCUGCCCUGCUCUCGCGCCCUCGCUCACCAGGAGCAGGCAGGGUUGCAGAGGCACUGUGGUCAUCUCCUUCAGGGAAUGGAUGCUGUUCCUCACCAGGCCCUGCAGCCAGUUAGGGGGCAGGUGUGACAUUCUCUGGCAGGGGAGGGCUGGAAGAAGUGGUGACUCUGAGGCAGGGCCCUCGAGUUAGAAAGGGGUUUACAGGAUGAAAAAUUGGGACAGGGGACUCUUUUGGGAAUUGGGAUUUGAGACUCUUCAGUGUAGCUACUCCCUGCUGACGUAAUGUCUUACACCUAAUUCACUGCAGAGCAGUGACGGUUCUUAGAUCAAGCCCAUUCUGUUGGGUUCAGGACAGGCCUGUUCCCUGGAAUCAUUUAAUGUGAAGCAGAAUCUCUUUAGCAAGAUCAACACUAGUAUUGCAGCUGCAGAAGUCUCUCCUGGGAUGUUACUAAAUGUGACACUUCUUGAAGUCAUUCAACAGUCCAGAAGAAGCUGGGGGGACUUGCCCAUUGAGCUGGGAGCCCAAAUGAGGGGAACUCUUUGCUCAGAGUCCCAGUGUUAAUCGCUUUCAUGCAACCUGCAGAGGCUUGUGUGAACGGGAUGCCGGACUCUCUGUAGUGAACGGGCACCUUCCCUGUGUUACUGCCUUUCUCGGGGGUUGAUUAUCUGCUUCUUUCUCUGCUAAAUGGCUCAUGGUUCUUGAAGCCCAUUUUUAAACAGAAUGUAGGACCUCCUGACGCGGGGAGGGGUUGCUCUAGAGCCAAAGGGAAUUGGUACAGCAACACCAGCUUUGUUGGGGACCUGUACACCAGCAAGACCCAUACCCAGUGAGAGUGCUGAGCACUGUAACCCCCCCUCUUUGCAGCCCGUAAGUAAGGCGGCACAGGGCCUUACCACACAAGCCCUUGCUCACAAAAGCAUUCAUCCCUGCAGUACAAGUAAUCCCCCUGCAAUCAACAGAACUGCCUCAGCCUGGAGCUGUAGGAUUGAGCUCCAUGGAACCAAACUACCUGAUAAGGGGAAUAGUUCUGUGUCCCCCCCCAGUCUGGGGGGAGUGGAGACUCUAUUUUAAAUCAUCUUGACAAAUCUUAUUAUGAGCCUAAGACUGAGCCUCUCUACUGCUGGGGAGGGGAAGCUCAACCCUGCCCUGCUACCAGGUGGUUCUUGUACUCGUGGUUCUUCUCUUCUACCAUUGGUGAAAUUCAGGCCCCAUUGAAGUUGAUGGUAAAACUUCCACUGACUGCAGUGGGGGCAGGAUUUCACCCCAUCUGUGUAAAUAGAUUUUUAUUUUAUGUCAUCAGAGUAUACGUGCUGCGAAUUUAGAGCAGUAUCUAAACUAGUGAGAAUGGCAGCUCUGAUGAUAAAUUGCUUAGACUUUUUUGUCUUGUUUUAAACCAUGUCCUAGUAGUUGACUAGCUCAGCAGCCAAACAGAAGUUCUGGAGCGAGAUAGCAAGAGAGGUUGAAAUCUAUAAAAGGCCUUGAUCACGCUGGGGUCGGAACAAGCACACAUUUGUAGCUAGCACAGUUCUGAUCCGGGUUGCAUGCAGGGGCUGUUGAUCUGUGAAAUCCCCUAACUGGUUUGUCUCGGAACGGUUUAUGCUGAAUCUAUUUCUGCUUGAGUCAACAAAACUGGAUCAUGACCAAGAUGCAUCAUGCAAAACAUUUUGGGAUUUGGUUUCAGUUUUGGCUGGAGGAGGACAAGCACCCGCCUACUCUCUCAGCUGUAGGAGAACAAGGAAAGCAUAGGGAGCAUGUGAAGGCCAAACUCCCCCAUCAUGUAUGUGCUGUGUAUUCAGUUAGACACCAGCUAGGUGCCCCCGUUGGGGCUUCCUCUUGUUCUGCUGUUAAGGGUGGAGCCAGCCAAACUACUGCCAUGUCACCUCAGGACACAGCCGCCUCGGCUCUCGGACCAAGAUGUAACGAAGCUGUAAUAGUUACUGCCUGGAGGCGUCUAUAUCUUUUGAUGGUUAAAUCAUAACUUAUUUAUGUAAUUUUUAACAAACUUUGACAGAUUCUUCAUUUCCUAAUGAGCUGAUUAAAAAUUACCUUUUCUGUA
Messenger RNA from Dermochelys coriacea (leatherback sea turtle), 5618 nucleotides. RefSeq names its product major facilitator superfamily domain containing 13A (gene SLC68A1). Lineage: Eukaryota; Metazoa; Chordata; Testudines; Dermochelyidae. The transcript is spliced from 10 exons. The record is from RefSeq and is a predicted model, not a curated record. Bases 1321 to 2850 code for a protein of 509 amino acids.